CUAUUCACUAUUUACUCUUUUCUUUUUCAAACUCAUUUUCGAACAUAUUGAAAAACUACACGUCGUUCGUUUUAUGCGCAUCAUCUAGUUAAACGGCAAAUCCUUUUCUCCGAUCACGUUCGCCGGUGUUAACAGUGAGCGAUGGCUACACCAAAACUAUUAUUCUCCCAUAUCCGCCGUGCUCGUUCCCUCUUUCCGUUCUCUUACGCGCGCCUCUCUAAUCCUAAUCCUAACUCUAAUUCUCGUCCUAACUCAAACCGCUCACAACCUCCAACUUUCUCGGCGAAUUCACUCGCUGCAUUUCAUUUCCUCACCACUCGAUCCUUCUCUUCCUCUCCCGACCAUUCUGACUUCUACGCUAACUCAGUUUCUGAGCUCUCAUCACCGUCGUCAACAGUAGCUACUGAGCUUGAGAGUGUUGCUGAUGCUAUUAGUAAUACUACUGGUGGCAACGUUGACGAGUCGAUUCUUCCGGUUCGGGUUUUAGUUUCGGUUCUUGAUGGAUUUCAUGAUCUCACUGGCUUGCCUUGGUGGUUAGUGAUUGCAUCAACUACAGUGGCAAUGAGACUGACUUUGUUUCCAUUACUUGUUUUGCAACUUAACAAGUUAAAACAGAUAUCAGAGCUACUUCCAAAAUUGCCUCCUCCAUUUCCACCUCCUUUGUCAGGAAAGAGCUAUAGGGAUCAAAUUUCACUCUUUUAUAAAGAAAGAAAAGCAAUUGGUUGCCCCUCAUAUCUAUGGUUUCUUGCUUAUGUCUCCGUUCAGAUACCAUGCUUUCUUUUAUGGAUGACUAGUAUUCGAAGAAUGUCGUUGGAUCAUCAUCCCGGGUUUGAUUCUGGUGGCAUUCUGUGGUUUCAGAAUUUGACUGAAUAUCCUCAUGGUAUUUCAGGCCCCAUCUUCCCGUUAUUGAUUGCUGGUUUGCACUAUAUGAACAUUCAGCUCUCGUUUGAGAAAUUUUCUGUUCAAAAAACAACUGGAAUAUUGAGCUUAUUGGCAAAAUACUACAAAUUGUAUUUGGAUCUUCUCACACUCCCUUUAUUUUUUAUUGGAUAUUGCAUUCCACAGGGAAGUCUGGUCUACUGGAUCACGAAUAGUUCACUAAGUGUUGUCCAGCAAAUGUCCCUCAAGCAUCCUGAUAUUCGUGCAAAGUUAGGGCUACCUGCUAAGGAUUCUCCAAAAACGUCUGCAGAGUCUGAAGAAGUGGGCAUACCACAAGCAUCUGUGACUGCACCAAGCAAAGAUGGCAAAGUUUCUGCGGAAAAUUUAAGCCCUAAGCAACUGCUUGCUAUUUCAGUCCAACUUUUAUCUAAUCAGCAGAGAGAAAGAGCGAUUCCUUUGUUGCAGUUGGCACUUCGUAAAGAUCCUAACUACGUAGGAGCUUUGGUUGUUAUGGGGCAGACUCUACUACAAAAAGAAAUGUAUGCAGAGGCCAGACAACAUUUGGAAUAUGCUAUUUCAAAGCUAUUUGUUGCUGGAAAUCCAACAGAAAAGAAGGAUGUUGAUCUCCAGAUUCUUGCAUCCCAGUGGGCUGGUGUUGCCUGUAUACGGCAGGGGAAGAAUGCAGAAGGAGUUGAACACUUUCAAAGAGUUGCCAGUUUAGAAGAGCCAGAGGACCCAAAGAGCAAAGUCCAUUACUAUGACACUCUAGUAUUUCUGGCAAGUGGUUUGUACAACGAAGGUCGUAAAGCUGAAGCUGCAAAUUAUCUGCGGUUAGCUGUUGCUUUUAAUCCUGCUUUUGAAGAAUUGUUAAAACAGUGUGAAAAUGAUGAUGAUUUUGGUAGUGACCUUAUCAACAGCAGAAGAGAAUACUGACCAUUCUUUUGCAUUCCUUUCCUUAUAUUCUCCAUUCCCCAUUAAAUUUGUACGUUCAUAAUAAUUUCAAGUCAAGCUUUUGGGUCUUUGUUUUUUAUAGAUUUGCCAAGCUUCAUGGUCAGGAAAAACUUCCAAAAGAUUUACAUUACUAUAUUGUAAGUAUUUGCACUCUGAAAAGUUUUAGGGAAUUAAUUAAUGGAGACACCAUGUUGUGGUC
This is a messenger RNA of Mercurialis annua (annual mercury), 2029 nucleotides long. Its product is annotated as ALBINO3-like protein 2, chloroplastic. Gene Ontology annotation, cellular component: mitochondrial inner membrane. The transcript has 14 exons. Bases 142 to 1812 code for a protein of 556 amino acids. Gene Ontology annotation, molecular function: protein binding; membrane insertase activity. NCBI's taxonomy places the organism in Eukaryota, Viridiplantae, Streptophyta, Magnoliopsida, Malpighiales, Euphorbiaceae. The record is from RefSeq and is a predicted model, not a curated record. Gene Ontology annotation, biological process: mitochondrial respiratory chain complex IV assembly; protein insertion into mitochondrial inner membrane from matrix.